Messenger RNA from Pomacea canaliculata, 6082 nucleotides. RefSeq names its product switch-associated protein 70-like. The transcript has 11 exons. The coding region runs from base 445 to 2394 and encodes 649 amino acids. The record is from RefSeq and is a predicted model, not a curated record. Lineage: Eukaryota; Metazoa; Mollusca; Gastropoda; Architaenioglossa; Ampullariidae. Gene Ontology annotation, cellular component: nucleus; cytoplasm.
AUUUUUCAAUUGACAAUAACGACUGAUCUACGUAUAUCAAGCGACCCCAAAAAACUAAAGUUAUUUUUUGUUUACAUUCAACGAGCAACGAAUGUGUCGUUCCCCUGGGCAGUAACUGUACGCAGUGGUAGAGUCGACCCACGCGUGGUCCAGUCGGUAAGUGGUCGAAUUGACCAGUGACUUGUAGUGAUGUCCCCUGACAGCUGAACGCGGAAGUUUGAUUUCGGUGGCAACAAGCUGUGUGCCGCGCUCUGUGCUCCACAUACUGCAUUAAGACGAUGACUCAGGUGGGCUACAGGAUUUCAAGUUCACGGAAGCGUAGACCGUGCUAGUCGCUGCUGACGCAGUUUGUCAAGUGUCUGCAUGUUGUCCACUGAGCCUCAGAAUCGUGUUUUUCUACGCCGUGAAUUACGGUUGCGUUAAAGCAAAAGUUAAUACACAGCAAUGUCUUUGGAAGACAUCAGAAAGAGCAUCUGGCAUGCUUUUACGGCACUAGCAAAAGGAGAAACCGGAGAAGUGGCUAGAUCACGUCUAAAGGUACUCACAAACAGCAUUGGGCGUGCCUUAGGCAAAGAAUCAGCUGAAGAAAUACUACAAGUUGAAGACAUAAGUCAGGAUUCACUGAGUUUUUCAGACUAUUUUACCAUUAUUCAACCCAGGCUGCUUGAAGCAGGUGGUGCUGAAUAUGCAUGCACACCGAAAGUUGCUUCAGAGAUUGAAGGAAUCAGCUGGAUGCUCUGUGAGGGAUACUACUUAAAAAACAAUGAUGCAGCCAACAUCAGUUCUUCUGUCAAUAUUGAUGAUGUGAAGAAACUGUGGAAAAUCUUCAAUUUUUUGGCAAAAACAUGUUGUGAAGAGAGCGUAAAGAAUGUGACUAAAUUACCAAUACGUGUUGACAAAGAGGAAGCUUACAGAACUGGGUCGUUGAUACGCCAGUUUGUUGGUUAUGAUCCUAUUGACAUACCAGUCUUUGAUCCUUGUCCUGAUGACACAGGCGACAAGUUUAAUGUUGAUUUUGUCCAGUUUUUGUUCAUUGUUUCCUCUGUGGCUGCUGAAAUGCCAGUUGAGAUGUUUCGCCUUGGUGUCAAAUGUGCAGAGGAGGAAAUCCUUGGCGGUGUGAUCAAAAAGGGUUACCUUGAAAAAUUUGGUAAUCAUGUCACCAACUGGAAAAAGCGGUGGUUCCGGCUGACAACUAAACAGCUUGAGUACUUCACGACCGACAGUGAACGAGACUUGAAAGGAGCAAUAGAAGUAUGUUCUGCAUUAAAAACAGAGAGCCUUCCUCAACGGGGGAGUGCAAAACCAUUCCGCUUUAAAUUGCACACAUCAGGGAAAAGUUUUGAGCUUUCAGCUACAGAUCUUCGCAGCAGGAAUGAAUGGAUUACAGCAAUACAAAAAGCAGCUGACUUUGGUGGACAAGAGUGUUCCUUCCAGAAAUAUGAGCUGAGGGAGAGAGAAAAAUUGAGAAAGGCUCGGCGAGACAAAAUAGCAGAAGAAGAAUUUGGCAAGUCCAAGAUGAUGGAAGCUCUUGAAAAUAGAGAAAAAAUGCUUUUAAAGGAACAUGAGGAAAGACUGAAGGAAAAGUUUCUCUUGGAAAAAAGAGAACAAGAGUUGGAAGCAGAAAGACAGAAAAGACUUGAGGUGGAGGCAAAAUUGGCCGAAGAAGAAGCACAGCUAGAGGAAGAACGACGGCGACUUAAGGAACUUGAAGAAAUAAAAGCUACUCUGGAACGACUGUUAGAUGAGGAACGCCAGGCUAAACAAGAUGAAGAAAUUGUCCGCCAACUGCAAGGACGGCUUCUUCUAGAAGAAACAGAAAAGAGAGAGGAGCUGGAGAGGUUGAAGCUGGAGCAGGAACAACUUCUUGAACAUGAAAGAUUAGAAAAGGCUGGCCUUGAAGAUGAACGUUCACAUCAGACAGCCUUGCUAGAGGAAAUUCAGCGAGAGCUAAUGCGACUGCAGGAAGAAAGGCUACAAGCUGACCAGAAAUAUUUGGAGGCAGAAGAGAAGAUAAAGUUGGCAGAACUGGAACGACACAAAAUGGAAGAAAGACUUCGUCUUCGAGAAAUGUCUACCUCAAGAUCUCUGCGAGCACCUAGACCUGUGCCAAACCCUGACCCCUUUAUUACUCACAGAGGCAAAGGUGCUUUUGUGGAAGCUGAUUUUUGCAGACGUCCAUCUAUUGAUGAUGCAUGCAUACCUGAAAAUUCAGCUGAUGAAAAUGAAACUUCUCAUGGAGUUCAACCUUCAGAAUCAGGAACAUGUACUUUUGUAGAAGCAGACUCUCACGAUCUCUGUACCUAUGCUACACCUGCAUAUGAAAAGUCAGAUGUCCAGAAUGAAACCUCCGAUGAAAUUCAAACAGCAGAGUCAAGAGAAGAUGGAAAUGGCUGACUGCAAACAACACAAAAAGCAUAGAGAGAGAGAUAUUAGCAGAGAAAUUAUAAAACGCUGAUUCAGCAGACAAAAAAAAAAAAUUAACAAAAUCAAAAUUGUCUCAAAGUUUACAAAUGUGGAAUAUUUUCUUUAAGCUUCCUGAAGCAUUGUGCCAUAACCACUUGAUAGUGAUGUAGCAGUAGUGAAGAAGCCAAAUAUAUUUUUGAAUACUUCAUAUCAGACAUAAAGUGGCAUUGAAGCUAUGUGAUGUUUUGUUUUGUUACGUUGCAUAUACUGUGGUUUGAACAAAAAUAUUUUUUUACAUUUUAUGAUGAAUUACAACAGCAAACAAGAUGGUUUUUUCCAUGUGACAGAUUAUUCAGCUUAAUCUGCCACCAUUGUUUAGCAAUUUGAAAGCUGGGUUCAGCAGGGUUUCUGUUUGUAACCAGAGCAUUAGACACAGAUGUUUAUGUAAAGUGCGACAGGUGUAGUAUUAUUACUGCUUGCUUAUACAUUCUGCUCAUUUCUCCACUAGAAAAUGUACAUCAUGCUAUUACCAAGUCUCGUCUUAUUUGUAAAAAAUUACAUUCCAAAGAAGAUUGCAUUUAUUUUCAGGUAAAUUAUCUUUUUAAAGUGCCUUGAUACAUGUGCCAGUAGUGCCUGGAAGCUGGUGAAAGUUACAAAGAAUACAGCUUAAAAUACAAACCACACAAGAUUAUGUGGUCUUCCAAAAUAGUGGAAUGUAAGAUAAGGAGUGGGAAGAAUGUGCGCAACUUCAUCCCAUAGGAAUCAUUAUUACAUUUCCUCCAUCAUUUGUUGAGUUAUAGAAAUGUUGCUAAAUAAUUGCCUCUGAAUAAUUCAGUGAGAACAAGAUACAAUAUCUGAAUCACCAAGUGUGACUAUGAGAAGCUUGUUUAAUGCAGCAUCAAGUGUGAUCAUCCUAUUUGAUAUAGUUUCCAGGUGUAAUGUUACACAUGGACACAACUUUUUGUGAAGUAACCAGUGACAACAACUUACAUAUGCCACAUAAUACCAUGUAGCCACCAAAAUUAGUGACUGACAUCGGUCCCCAUCUUUCCAAUGAAGCCAACCUUGUGGGGAAAAAAUUAUUAUAGAACUCAUUUUAAAAUUUAGGAUCAAGUAAAUAAACGUUCAAGAUCUAAAACUUAGUGUGAAAUGCAACUUACAAACAGGUCAGCAUGCUGUGAUGUUAAACAAACGCAAGAACGCUGUAAAUUUCUAACUAUGAACUGCACAAACAGAAAGAAGCUUGGUCUGUAGACUGCAUGAAUCUGUUUAAUGAAAGCAGUCUUGUGAAUGGAAGGUCCAAGGACACCUGCAAGCCAUACUCUUGAAAAAUUUUGUCAGAAAAUACACAUUUUGGUUGAGUUUCUUUUAAUUAGCUCAUAAAUUGUUUACCUUCCCAUUGUACCCUGCAGACAAUAAUUUGAGGACAUGGUAUAAUAAUGCUUAUAAAGGGAUAUCAAAGAAGUAUUUUUAUUUUUGUGGUCACUGAAUCACAAGAUGAUUAAGCAGGUUGAAUUUCUACAUCUUAAUAAACUUGGUACCAUAUUUCAAGGCAUUACAAUAAAAGGAAUUAUUUUUGUGUCCUUGUAUUAAUUUGCCUAUCAGCAUAUCAAUACUCCAUGAUCCUCUGAGCAUUGUGAGUGCUAAAGAUAGAGAUCCUUUUCACUUUUGUCUGAAAUGUGGAAGAAAAUAGCUUUACGAACUGACAAGAGUUAGGUGCGUGUAAGUUAUAUGAUGCUUUCAACAGUUUAUGACCAAAAAAAGUUCUUAGAUUACAGCUGCAUUUCACUCUUUUUGGUGUGAAUAAUCUACUUUUGUAUAUGCUGCUUUUCUCGAUGUAUCAGAAACAACUAAUAUUCACUUUAUUCAAUGUCAAGCUAUUCCAAAUGCAUAGGGACCAAAUUGUGUUGCAAUUUUACAUAGAAGACUGAUAUGCAAAGAGUAAUCAGAGGAAACUGAUAAGUUUAGUUAUAUUGGUUAAGAGACAAACACCGUUUUGGGUUUACUCUUAAUAAACAUUAUAAUUUGUGGUUGUCAUUGUGAUAAAUUGCUGGCUUAUGAAGGGAAACAUUUCUUGGAUUUUACUUUGUUAAAGAAUAUAUUUUAUCUUGCAUGUUUUUUUGUCUAUAUCAAGGUUUGUAUAUGACCUGGUGGUGGAAUUCAGCAUUGUGGUCUCUGACUUGCAAAAUGACCUUUGCCCUAUUGAUCAAAAUCUCAGUAUUGUCUCAAAUUCCUUGUAUUACAAUGCUGUACUUGCCUGCUUUUUCAGUAUUUGAAUCAUUACUUGGAUUGGGUUUUUUGGUUUUGUUUCCUAUUACAUCUGAAAACUAUAUGGAGUCGAAUCUUUGAACAUAGAGCCUCAAACAGAAAUAAUCUCCCUUACUUGCUUACCUUAUAAAUUUUACGUCUAGGAGGAGGUUGGUGCUGGUACAUUCCAGCAAAUUAGAACAAGAACAAACCUGUGUCUUGUAAAUGCAUCAGCUUUAAAUAUCUCUUUCUCUCACACACAUGCACACACACACACAAAGCUUUUUCCGCUUCACAAAUUUCUCUUGCAUUUUGUUAAGAGUUGACCUUACCUCCUGCCUUGUCUCAAGAGAAGGCUUACUGUUAUGGCAGCACUCAAAAACCGGAGCUUUCAAUCACAAAGUGAGAAUAUAGGUCAAUCCAAGUUUUUGGUUUUUUUUUUAAAAAAAACCCUUAAAUUACAGUGCAUAGUGUUUUGCUAAUCUUUCAGCAACUUUUGCUUUAAUUUAUGGCAGCAAAUAGAGCUAGUAGUAAAAAUGCAAAAGAAAACAGGAUAAAUUGCUGGUUAAAAAUAAUAAUUUUUUAUAGUUUGCUUUCCUAUUUUUAUGGGAAAGUUUUCUGUGUGAUAUGUAUUUGAUCCUUGAGUUUCUUCGCGUAGUUUAGUUAAAUCGUUGAGAAAGAUUUUAGACACCUGUUCGUUCCAGUUCCAUUCAGAUCACACUGAAGAAAAGGCAGUUCUAUGACCUUAUAUGGUCAGAGAUAUUGGAGCCUGUGUUUUGGGGCCAGCUUUUGUGAUGAUGAUGCCCAUGCAUAUUCUGUCCCAUGCUGCUUUAUCUUUGCCAACCAUCUAUGGUCGCGGUUUUCAACCUGUGGGGUGCGCCCCCCCCCCCCUUUGUGGGGGUGCGACAUGCUGACAAGGGGGUGUGAAGGCAGCAUUUUUUAAAAGUUUCUCAUAUCUCAUAUUGGUAUUCAUGAAAUUAGCUAGUGGGGGGAGGGGGGCAUGUGGACAUACUUUUUUUGUCUAGUAGUCAUCACAAGUAAACAGUUGAGAAACGUUUCUCUAUGGAGUUCACAACUCGGGGUGGUUGGGUGGUAGCAUGCUGUGUCACAUGGGUAUUAAACUGGCUAGUUUACUUUUUCAGAUUUGAACAACAUUGCUGUAACUACCGAGCUAUGUUCCUGAUCACACUAUAAACAGUAUUAAAUAUAUUUUCAAAGUUCUUCUUCAUCUCUCUUUAAGUGAAAAGUUUAUGUAUUCAGGUUCAACAAUCAUUUUAUAUACAGUGAACAUUGGGAAACUAUGAAGAAGAUUCAAAAUACAUUUUUUUAGCAUCUGUCUGUAGUACAUCUUUUGUUACAUUAUCUGAUUUCUCAGUAUAAAUUGUUGAUUUUUAUAUUCAAUUUUAAGCAAUAAAAACAAAGAAAACCUACA